Daucus carota subsp. sativus is the source of this 1543-nucleotide messenger RNA. RefSeq names its product mRNA cap guanine-N7 methyltransferase 1. Gene Ontology annotation, molecular function: mRNA 5'-cap (guanine-N7-)-methyltransferase activity. Gene Ontology annotation, biological process: 7-methylguanosine mRNA capping. The record is from RefSeq and is a predicted model, not a curated record. The coding region runs from base 208 to 1323 and encodes 371 amino acids. Gene Ontology annotation, cellular component: nucleus. The transcript has 13 exons. NCBI's taxonomy places the organism in Eukaryota, Viridiplantae, Streptophyta, Magnoliopsida, Apiales, Apiaceae.
AAACCAACGGUGACACACAAACACACCUACAUUACUCCCAACAACUUUUCGCGUAUGUAUCCCCCUCUUCUCUUCUCUUCUCUUCUCUCAUGUUCUGUCUCGAGACGCAAAAUAACCAAAUCUAUUACCAAAUCACUUGACAAACUCUUGCUUACAUAAACCCUCAGAGAUUUCAAUCCCCCUUAUCAUAUACAAUUAUAUAUCAACAUGAAGCGAGGUUACCAAGAAUCUUCAUCUUCUAGCUCCUUUGGACCCCCUAAAUCCAGACCCAGAUUCAACCCACAAGAUGACAGCGAGUUUCAAGAAGAUGAGAGUACACGAAAAGAAGCCAGGAAAGUAGCUGAUCAUUAUAGUGCAAGAAAAAAUCACACUUUGGAAGAGCGAGAAGCAAGUCCUAUCAUCCAUCUAAAGAAACUUAACAACUGGAUAAAAAGUGUUCUGAUUCAGCUUUAUGCACGUCGAGGAGAUGCUGUUCUUGAUCUUGCUUGCGGAAAGGGGGGCGAUCUUAUUAAGUGGGACAAGGCAAAUGUGGGAUAUUAUGUGGGAAUUGAUAUAGCUGAUGGUUCGAUAGAAGAUUGCCGUACCCGGUAUAAUGGUGAUGCAGACCAGCAUCAGCGGCGUAAGAAGUUCACAUUUCCUGCUCGUCUUCUCUGUGGAGAUUGUUUCGAGGUUCGGCUAGAUGAAGCAUUAGCAGAUGAUGCGCCUUUUGAUAUAUGUAGUUGCCAAUUUGCCAUGCAUUAUUCGUGGUCUACUGAGGCACGGGCACGACGGGCCUUGGCAAAUGUUUCAGCCUUACUUAGGCCAGGAGGCAUUUUCAUUGGAACGAUGCCAGAUGCCAACGUUAUCGUCAAAAAACUCAGAGAAGCUGAAGGACUAACAUUUGGCAAUAGUGUGUACUGGAUACGUUUUGACGAAGAAUUUUCAGAAAAGAAAUUCAAAUCGACAAGCCCCUUCGGUGUGAAGUACAAAUUUCAUCUGGAGGAUGCUGUUGAUUGUCCAGAAUGGAUUGUUCCCUUUCAUGUUUUCAAGUCAUUAGCAGAGGAGUAUGAUCUGGAACUGGUGUUUGUAAAGAAUAAUCAUGUGUUUGUUGACGAGUACAUGAAAAAGCCAGAUUACAUUGAACUCAUGAGGCGGCUUGGAGCCCUGGGUGAUGGGAACAAGGACCAGAGUACGCUGUCACCAGAUGAAUGGGAGGUUGCUUACUUAUAUCUUGCCUAUGUCUUGAGAAAGCGAGGCCAACCAGAACAGACACGAACUAUCAGUAGAAAGGACAGAGGCAAAAUGCGCAUAAUGAAAGAAGACAUUACAUACCUGAGUAGUUGAGCUCUAUUCAGGAUUCAGUGAUUUGUUGUUUCUGUAUCAGCUUCUAGAAUCGGUGGAAUUUUUUAUGGUGCAAGAGUAAGAUGUACAAGAAUGCAGGGGAAAGCCCCGUGAAUUAUCAUAUAAUUUGCCGUUUAGUACAGCAAAUAAUCGCAGUACUACUGAAUAAUUAAAUUGUAUUAUUCAUUUUUAUUAUUAUAAAAUUUUGACCAUUACGUUGUCA